Meriones unguiculatus (Mongolian gerbil) is the source of this 7814-nucleotide messenger RNA. It is a transcript of the gene Sfmbt2, whose product is annotated as Scm like with four mbt domains 2. Gene Ontology annotation, biological process: regulation of DNA-templated transcription. Bases 378 to 3062 code for a protein of 894 amino acids. The transcript is spliced from 21 exons. Lineage: Eukaryota; Metazoa; Chordata; Mammalia; Rodentia; Muridae. Gene Ontology annotation, molecular function: transcription corepressor activity; sequence-specific DNA binding; histone binding. The record is from RefSeq and is a predicted model, not a curated record. Gene Ontology annotation, cellular component: nucleus.
UUGGGGAGGAAGGAGGAGAAAAACCGAAGAGCUGGGGCUGGAGAGGAAAUGAGCAGCACUUGAGCGAAGCCUCUAACUCCUCUGUGCGCUCUGGGUUGUCAUUUUUUUUUUUCUUCCCCUGCCCCCCUCCCCCUGACUCCGAGCUCUGAAAAGCCAGGCCUUGCGGGAGUCUGUCCAGAGUUGCAAAGUGACCUGGUCCUCCUCCGGGUGCAGCUCGUUCCCUCCCGCCGCCCACCUUCCUCGUUUGUGCACUCGUUUUAGCGACGCAGCCGCCGCUGCCACCUACCCCGCGUUCCCGCGUCUCCUCGGCGCUGGGGUCUCCCUCUUUUGAUAACUUCCUGAAGAAUGAAUUAAGGGAAGAGGACACACUCAUCAGCAUGGAGAGACAUUUGCCAGUUUCCAAGAUGCAGAACUCAUCCUCACUGUUGGAAAAGCAAACCAGCCCAGCAAAUGGGAAUGGGGAUCUUGAUUCAGAGGAAGGAUCCAGCCUGGAGGAGAACGGCUUUAGCUGGGGAGACUAUUUGGAAGAGACGGGCACCAGGGCCGUGCCACACUCAUCCUUCAGGCAUGUGGAAAUCAGCAUUCAGAGUAACUUCCAGCCAGGAAUGAAGUUGGAGGUGGCCAACAAGAACAACCCAGACACUUACUGGGUGGCCACGAUCAUCACCACCUGUGGACAGCUGCUGCUUCUGCGCUACUGUGGUUAUGGGGAGGACCGCAGGGCUGACUUCUGGUGUGACGUGAUCAUAGCGGAUCUGCACCCUGUGGGGUGGUGCACACAGAACAACAAAGUGUUGAUGCCCCCGGAUGCAAUCAAAGAGAAGUAUUCAGACUGGACAGAGUUCCUCAUACGUGAUUUGACUGGCUCUCGGACAGCCCCCGCAAGUCUUCUGGAAGGUCCUCUGCGAGGGAAAGGCCCUAUAGACCUCAUUACAGUUGAUUCCUUAAUAGAGCUUCAGGACUCUCAGAACCCCUUUCAGUACUGGAUAGUUAGUGUGAUUGAAAAUGUCGGAGGAAGAUUACGCCUUCGCUAUGUGGGAUUGGAGGACACUGAAUCCUAUGACCAGUGGUUGUUUUACUUGGAUUACAGACUUCGACCAGUUGGUUGGUGUCAAGAGAAUAAAUACAGAAUGGAUCCACCUUCAGAACUCUAUCCUCUGAAGAUGACUUCCGAAUGGAAAUGUGCUCUGGAAAAAUCCCUAAUGGUUGCUGCAGAGUCUCCCCUUCCAAUGGAAGUAUUUAAGGACCAUGCAGACCUGCGAAGCCAUUUCUUCACGGUUGGGAUGAAGCUGGAGACAGUGAAUAUGAGUGAGCCCUUUCAUAUCUGUCCUGCAUCAGUGACCAAGGUUUUUAACAGUCAUUUUUUCCAAGUAACUAUUGAUGAUCUAAGACCUGAACCUAAUAAACUCUCAAUGCUGUGCCAUGCAGACUCUUUGGGGAUUUUGCCAGUACAGUGGUGCCUUAAAAAUGGAGUCAACCUCACUCCUCCCAAAGGUUACUCUGGUCAGGACUUUGACUGGGCGGAUUAUCACAAGCAGCACGGGGCAGAAGAAGCACCGCCUUUCUGCUUCAGAAAUGCAUCACUCAGUCGGGGCUUCACAAAGAACAUGAAGCUUGAAGCAGUGAACCCCAGGAACCCAGCAGAGGUGUGUGUGGCCUCUGUGGUCAGUGUGAAAGGGCGGUUGUUAUGGCUCCAUUUAGAAGGUCUGCAGACAUCAAUUCCAGAGGUCAUUGUGGACAUGGAUUCCAUGGAUAUCUUCCCUGUGGGCUGGUGUGAAGCGAAUUCUUAUCCUUUGACCACACCCCACAAAACAGCCUUAGAAAAGAAGAGGAAAAUUGCAGUUGUACAGCCGGAAAAACAAUUGUCAUCCACAGUGCCUGUUGAGAAAAUACCUCAUGACGUUUGCUUAUUCCCUCGUACGGACACUGCAGCAGGAACUGUCAACGGGAAGUACUGCUGCCCGAGGCUGUUCGUCAACCACCGGUGUUUCUCAGGCCCGUUCCUGAACAAAGGGAGGAUUGCAGAGCUACCUCAGUCGGUGGGGCCUGGCAAGUGUGUACUGGUGCUUAAAGAGGUCCUCAGCAUGAUAAUCAACGCAGCCUACAAGCCCGGGAGGGUACUGAGAGAGCUGCAGCUGGUGGAAGAUCCACACUGGAAUUUCCAGGAGGAGAUGCUCAAGGCAAAGUACAGGGGCAAAACAUACAGGGCUGUGGUCAAGAUCGUACGGACAUCGGACCAAGUAUCAAAUUUCUGCCGGCGUGUUUGUGCCAAGCUGGAGUGCUGUCCAAACUUAUUUAGUCCUGUGUUGAUUUCUGAAAACUGCCCAGAGAACUGUUCCAUCCACACCAAAACCAAAUACACCUAUUAUUAUGGAAAAAGAAAGAAGAUCGUGAAACCCCCGAUUGGAGAAAGCAACGUUGACGGUGGACAUCCAAAGCCAGCCAGGAGGAGGAAAAGGCGAAAAUCUAUCUUCGUGCAGAAGAGACGGAGGUCUUCUGCGGUGGACUUCCCAGUGGGCUCGGGGGAGGAAAGUGAAGAGGAGGAUGCGGAUGCCCUGGAGGAUGACACUGCAAGUGAGGAAACUAGUUCCGAGGUCCGGGAUGACCAUACCGACACCUCCUCAGCAGAGGUGCCCUCUGCCCGGCCCCGGCGGGCUGUGACCCUGAGGAGCAGCUCAGAGGCUGUGAAGAAGCCUCCGGUGGAGAGGCCACGAAGGGUCCGCCCAGUGCCGACGGCUGCUUCUCCCAAUGAAGGAGACAAGGGUCCUCCCGCCAGGGCUGAGGAACCACAGGAAACAAAGCAAGAGGAGGAGGAAAGGCUGAUUCUUGAGAGCAAUCCACUGGAGUGGACAGUCACAGAUGUGGUACGAUUCAUUAAGCUGACAGACUGUGCGCCCUUGGCCAAGAUCUUUCAGGAGCAGGACAUCGACGGCCAGGCACUCCUCCUGCUCACUCUUCCCACCGUGCAGGAGUGCAUGGAGCUGAAGCUGGGACCCGCUAUCAAGUUAUGCCAUCAGAUUGAGAGAGUCAAGGUGGCCUUCUAUGCCCAGUAUGCCAACUAAGUCAGGUGGCACCUGAUUCUGAUGAUGCUGUGUUUGUUGUGAAGGUUUCCAGGACUGAGAUCUUUAUUUUCUGGGCUUUGUGAAAUGGCACAUUCACCGAGGAUCCCCAAAAAGCCAGAAUCCAGGACCUCCUUCAUGCACCAGCCUAUUUGAUUGCCCUCUGAUUUUAAAGCACACAGAAGUACCAGCCACAGCUGCAGCAGCUUCUAGGAGUUCAGUGAAAGUUCUGAGACAGACCAUUCCCCACUCUGGACUUGCUUCUUGAUCGCCAAGUUUCUUUUUUUACAUUUUUUUCUUUUUUUACUCCCACCCAAACCAGGCAGCUUCCUGUAAGCCAGGUUUCCUUACACUGAGGCCCAGGUUCUUGGAAAACCAAGAUGGACUGAGUGUCUCUGAGAAGAACACCCGACUUGCUGACAGUUUCGCCUGACUCACUCACUCUGAGGCUCCUUUACAGCUGUAUCUGUCACACACAUGCAAACUACUGUGGUUCACAGUUGCCUAUUACCCCAUUUGAUCUUACUGACAGCUCCUUUCUCCAACACAGUUGUGGGCUCUGUUUCAGGAUGCUGGUGUAAAAGGAUGUGCUAAGCGUUGGUGGCCUCUGUCAGAGGUGCCGACGAGUAUGGCGGCUUACAGUGAGACAGCUUUGUAAGCAGAACCUAGAGCAUUUGUAGUGGCAGACAGUCUCUGUAGUCUCCUGCAGAACCAUAGCUUCAGUGUUCUAAGAUCACUGUAACCCAGUCAGGAGGAAGAUACUUUAGGGAAGUAUUGAAUUCUGCACUGAAGAAAAAGCUUUCAGGGGCAAACAUAGGAAGAGAUUUAGGGGAAGUGUUUGUGAACUCGCCGUGUCCACUUAGAAAUGUUAACAGAGCUGGUCACUGCAAACAAGUCCUUCUGAGCCUCUCUUCUGCUGGUGCCUGGCUUGCCACAUGUAAAGCAAGCAUGAGGAAGCAGUAUUCCCUAGCAUAAUAGAGCGGAACAAAUACUGGAUCUGGACCCAGCUGGUUUCCAUCCUGACCUUGCUAGUGGCUAACUCCAUGUCCUUGAAUAACUCCCCACCACUCUGGACCCAAGAUCCCAUUAAAGGAGAAGUUAGGACACUUAGCACGUAGGCAUUUGGUAUACUGUCUCCCUUAGCCUUCUCCUCAUGCCUGCUAUGGAGGAGUCCAGGUAGACCAAAAUGAGAACAAGAAUGUAGCCACAGAGUUUAACCCUCCAAGUCCCGCUUUUCACUCUCUUUGAGGUUGCAUAAGAAAUUUCCCUAAGUCAUUUGUAGAACAAUCAGUGAUUAUAAAUUUCGGCUCAUCUUUUAUACCCAGCACUUCAUCUGUGUUCUCAUGACCAUGUCAGGUGCGCUUGCAAAGCCCACGGGACUGAAGUACAUUAUCACGUGGAGGUCACCUCUGUGUCUUUUUAAAGCCGUGCAGGAAAAGCAAACUUUUACUCUGUUUAGGAGUGCCCACUUAACUUUACACUCAUACCAGCUUUGUUGUUUUUGUGAUUUUUCGUGAUUUGUCAUGAUUGUGUUCAUUUUUCUCUUUGACUGUAAUCUGAACCAUCCCAGAACAUGGUGUGACAAGCUGAUGACUGCUUGUAUGUGGGCAGUAUCUUAAGGCAUGGUAGUCUGUCAGGCUUUGGAAGCUGUGAUUGCUUAUGCUAACCAUUCCUAACAUUGUGCCGUUGUUGCUGGUGGAAUCGGAAAACAAAUGAUUUGUUGUUGAGACUCCUUCAUUUUCCCUGAGGCUGGUUUUCUAUGGUUACGCUGUAGACAUUUGGUGAAUGGUUAUGGACAACUGGUGGUCAGACUGUGUCCUGGGUGGAGCUAAGGAAGGGGCCGCCCCUGCUGGUGCCCGUGUGGUUGGCUUGCAGUUGGAUAUCUCUCUUCUAAGCUACAUGUCAUACCUUCCUGGUGGAGCUGCCUUCUCAACCACAUGCUUUUGGCCACAAAUGCUUAAUCUAUCGCUUGGAAAGGGUAUCUAUUUCAAGAUGAGUAGCAUUUCUACUGUGCUGAUUCCUUCCUGAUCCUUCACUUUGGCCUUUUGUAGAUGAGAUAUUUCUUCUGCAUCUGAAAGCAGGAUGCAGCUAUGGCAUUGCUAGAACACAGUGUGAUUUGAGAACAGAUGCCACCUUCUCGUGCCUUUUCCAGUAAUGACACAGAGGAGGAGGCAUUACUUUAGAACACGGGGAUUUCCUAGAGGUCUGCUGAGCCCACAGAAAGAGGCAGAAGAACAUUAACAGAAAAGCCAGUCAAGAGUAUGACCACCAUUGGUCAAAAACCCUUCUUCCUAUGGAACCAAAUGUCCCAGCUGCUCCUUAUGCCUCAGCCUUGAAGUCUAACAUCGGUCUCUCUCUGAACAGUGUCAGUCCCUUCAGUAUUACUUGUGAUCUUCAGCUUUGGCCAGGAAAAAUGACAGUAAUUCUUCCAGAAGAGUGCCCAGCCAGGGGCCAGCCUCAUCAUAGUGGCUGUCAAUGUGCAGUCAGCCCAUCCCUCCAGCAGACUUGAGAAGUAUUUCAGGACCAAAGAGGAUGGUUUUCCUCUGAGAGGUGCCAGUGUCCCCAGAGCUUUGAUCCAGGAUGGUGUGCUCAUUAUGUGGACAGCAAUUUUGUCACCAGCUUGUAAAGUGGGUUUUGUUCUCUCUAGGCUCACACCUCACCUGCCUCUGUCUUAAACAUAGGGCUGCUUUCCAAGGAACAGUUGGAAAAUACCUGAAUAUUUUCCAAUAAAAAUAAAUGGAUAUUAUAUACAUACUCCAAUAUCACCACAGCCUGUACAGCAAAAAAUAUUCUGGUCAGAAUACCAUCAUGUGAUGCCCUCCCCUCAUUCCUUCCUGUCUAGUAUCAUUUCAUUAUCUCUUCGAUUAUCUUCUGGUACCAAAGUCCUCUCCUUCAUGUAUCUAACAUCUUGGGUGCACCACACCGCUCAUUGCCUCCUGUAACCAGCCAAGCAGACAUCUCACAGUCUGUGCCAUAUAACUGAGGAAAGGAAACUCCACCUCAACUUAAAUAAUGACAGUCUGUCAUUUAUGCCCACCCUAAAGUUUAGGGAGUUAGUUUCAGCCCCCAACUUCUGGCCUUCAUUUGUACUCUGUUGUAAAAAUAAUACAUAUAUCCUGGCCACAAAAUAAGACAUACCCUCAUCAAAGCAGAGUACACUGGCAUCUCAUACCCGUGCUAUCAAACAACAGUGUUCUUCACCAGUGUCUAAUCUAGAGCGCAGAGAACUGGUCUGUCACUUUUAAAAUGGGAUGCCUUUGAUCAGUCUGACUCACAGACAGACAGCAUUUGAGCUCUACAGCUAUCUGAGUCCCUAGACCGUAUUUGAUCAUAUUCAAAGGAUCGUUUCUUCUGUUUGCUUUGAUUUGGUCCUCAAUAAAUUAAAAUGGUCCACACCCUAACACUACCACAUCUGACCAUUAUUGCCAUCUUUGAAUGGUUCCUUUUGAUCAGCCUUUUGAACAUGGGUCCGUCCUAAUCUGUCUCGUAGAAUUUUGCGUUUUGUUUGAGGCAAAUACUGUCUGUUUUCUGUCUUAUACCAAACACCAUUUCCUGAGAGUGGUCCCUUAGUUUUGGAAGCACUCGGGGGUUUCAUAGUUAUUUUAUAUAACACCCAUUUAUAUUUAUUUCUGUAUAUAGAAAUAGAACAAAACAAUAGGAAGAUCUUUGUUGUGGUUUGCUGCGUUUGGGUUAAGAUAGUGAAUCUAGGCUCCAAGAACUCUCUGUUCUGCCUUUAGAGAGCUAUGAUUGAGUGUGCAAUUAUUUGAAAGGAGAAAAUGUAAAUUAAGAUAUCUGUAGUGUUUAUGGAAGAAGUCUCUGGGGACAUCUGCUUGUGUCUUUUUGGUGCAAUAAUUAAAUAGCACAGAGAAGCUGAAAUGGCAACCAUACAAUCUAAUGAUUCUCAUACUUGCUUACUAUUCCUUUCUGUUCACAAAUAUCCUCAAGAUUAUUCUCUCUUUAAUUGGAUUAACUUUUCAAGUUGAUUAAUUCUCAUAGCUUUUAAAACUAGGGUGGUUUACAGGUAUCCAAAACAUGCUAUUACAAAAUAAAAUUGUGGUGUAUGUGGCCCAUAUAAUUUACCGAAAAACUUGUGAUUGCUGUCCUGCCUGGUCUCCUUGGGUUUUUUUGUUUAAAAGGCUUUGUGGUUUAAAUGAUGAAUAAUGAUUCAGUUUUCUGAACUUCAGACUUCCUUGUUCAGUUUUCUUUUGAUGACUAGGACCAGUGAGGGUGUAGGUCAUGUCACAGAACCAAGGCAGAGCAGUGCUUUGGUUAGGACAAAGAGGAACACUGAAGAAGGAAAGUUCUAGAACAAUCUUUUGCUAAAAAUUACUUUAUGACGAAAACUGAUAGGAAGGGUUUUUUUUUUUAAUAAUAGAAAAAGCAAACAUCUUAUCUGUCAUUCAGAAUGCAAGCUAACAUGAUCUCUGUAAGCAGAGAGGCCCCUGGUCACUAAUGGUGAGAGCCCUUUAACUUUCAUGUUCUACGUUGAGAAGUUUGUAUUGAAAUUUGGUUCAUAUCUUGUGUAUGUUUUGGUGCAUAAAAGAGAAAAAAUCAAUGUCUUUACUUUUGAAAUUUAAAGGACAAAGGGCAUGCUCUCAGUUUGCUGUAAGAUUGUAUUCUGUAUAUAUGUUUCCAUGUACAUAAAUGAAAAUAUAUAUCAGAGUUAUAUUUUAAUUUUUAUUCUAAAUGGAAAAAAAACCCUUUUUACUUGAAAACAUGGUAAACCACAUUGUUAAUAAAUAAAAAUAAAUUCUA